Messenger RNA from Tachyglossus aculeatus (Australian echidna), 2135 nucleotides. RefSeq names its product interferon gamma receptor 2 (gene IFNGR2). Lineage: Eukaryota; Metazoa; Chordata; Mammalia; Monotremata; Tachyglossidae. The record is from RefSeq and is a predicted model, not a curated record. The transcript has 14 exons. Gene Ontology annotation, molecular function: protein binding. The coding region runs from base 1 to 1779 and encodes 592 amino acids.
AUGGCCCUUCCAGGCAAGCUUGCAGACCUAAAUCAGCAUCGGCUGGCGAAUACAUCUUCCAUUUGGGGAGUCGUGGAGGAAUGGACAAAUGACCAGCUCACCUCGCCCCAGCCGUGGCUUUUCGUUUUCAAUGCUUGCAUUUCCACGUCUGGUCUGGAGCACGCUCAGUUUGGUCCCUCAGAAUUCCCAGCCGUAAAAGGACGUUUCCGCCACGAGAGUCCGUCGCGAAGUGACAGUGUCGAUGACAAUCGGACUAUCCCCUCCCUUUGCGUCCUGCACUUCGCUCGUGCGCAGCAGGAGUCAGCCCGAGAAGCAAGUAAGGGCUUCUACCUGUGGCCAAAAGCAGCAGUUUACAGCUGUGCUGGAUUUUUCAAGGUUUUCGAAUCCAGCCCUGGCAGCUGUGGCCUCCCUGGGGGGUUGAGGGGGGUGUCCCUGGUCCGGCCUGGUUGUGACCCCAAAUGCGAGGGCUUCCAGCAGGCCCUCGACUCUCGGGUGGGAGAGGGCGCUCAAGACUACGUUCGAACUUUGGAAUUUCAGGCUCUGCCCGUGGGAAAACCGGUGAAAAUCCCAACCUGGUGCGCAAUCACGCGGGGCCGCUGGGUGUCAAUCCUGGCCGAGGCCCGGUCCGGCAGGGGAAGCGCCAACUCCCCGGUGAAACAGCAACCUCUGAAGGUGUGUGGUUAUGGCCCAGUAACCACACGCCUCUCUGACACCGAGAACAACCAUCCCAAGCCCGGGGACUUUAACCGCUGCCCAUCUCCCGGUGGUCGUUCCCGAUGCAGCCCCCCCCCCUGGCCCCGCCGCCCCCUGCUCCGGCUGCUGCUCCUGCUGGGCUCCGCCGCCCCCAGCAAGCCCGAGCCGCUGUCUCAUCUACCGGCCCCGCACAACGCCACGCUUUACCUGUACAACCUGGAGCGGGUCCUGCGAUGGCAACCAGUCAGCCUGCCGGAUGGUCUGAGCGAUCUCGCCGGUCCCGUGACCUACAGCGUGGAGUACCGAUACACCCUGGGGAACUGGUUAGGGCUGUUGUGCGCCAACUGCACGGGGAUCGCCACCACCGUGUGCCACCUCCCCCCGCCGUGCUUCUUCCCCAACUUAAACGUGACCCUGCGGGUCCGCGCCCAGCUCGGGGCCCUGUCGUCUCCCUGGCUCCGGCUGCCGUCCUUCAAGCUGUACCACAACGUCACUAUCGGGCCACCUCAGAACAUCCAGGUGACUUCUGAGGACGGGACUCUCCGCCUGACCUUUUCUCCGCCCUUUGAGGACGACACCUGGAGGUUCCAGUACUAUGUCCACUACUGGCCCAAAGCGGGGAUCAAAAAGACCCUAGGUCCCGUCAGCAACAAGUGGCUGCUGUUGGAAGACGUCCGUCCGGUGACGGAAUACUGUCUGCAGGUGCAGGCCAGCCUGCAGAACCCCCACAGGACCGGCCUCCUGAGCAAUACGACUUGCCUCGAGACCACGGCUGACGCCAUGACCAGAGCCCAGUAUGCCUUCUUCAUCUUCCUGGGGGCCCUGUUAGCCAUGGUGACCCUGGCCUUCGGCUGCUUCCUGCUGGUGCGGCAUUCGCGUGGCCUCAUCAAGUACUGGUUCCAGACGCCCCCCACCAUCCCCUCCCAGAUCGAAGAGUACCUGAAGGACCCCAAGCCGCCCAUUUGGGAGGAGCUGAUGCAGAACUCCGCUGCCGCCGAAGGGUCCUGGGAUUCGGUGUCCGUCUUGUCGUGGGCUGAUGACCACCAAGAGACCGGCAGAGCGGAGCAGGGGCCGGAAAGCUGCUGACCCUCUUCCCGGGACCCCCCCGGGUGAGGGAUCGCCUCCCGGUGGCACCCCUUUUUGGACAGUCUCUGCCCCGUUGGAUCUCCUCGCCCAGGCCGCAGGGAUGACUUGGGAGCAUCUUCAUGUGAUCAUUUGGCCUAAAUGACGUUUCAGCUGAAUGACCCGAGCUCUGAAUCGUUUCUGCGGCGACCCUCCUUGAUGCAUGAUUUCUGGCCCCCGCACCCUGGGGACCCUAAACACUAAGACAGCACGGAAGGAGAACCACGCACGCACCCCGGCUCCCCAGACCAGCGACCUGGGAGUCCUUGCUGAAUCCCGGAACACUUUUAUAAUUUAAGAAUAAAAAUUUAGCAAGGAAA